Molecule: messenger RNA, 2106 nt
Organism: Trachymyrmex septentrionalis
Lineage: Eukaryota; Metazoa; Arthropoda; Insecta; Hymenoptera; Formicidae
Gene: IFT57
Product: intraflagellar transport protein 57 homolog
Exons: 8
Coding region: 492-1715 (407 amino acids)
Biological process (GO): non-motile cilium assembly; intraciliary transport
Cellular component (GO): intraciliary transport particle B; Golgi apparatus; cilium
Source: RefSeq, a predicted model, not a curated record
CACGAUCAGUGAGAAUUAAACUAACGAGAUUUGAUUAAAGUUGGUUCGAUUUGUCGCGAUCAGGAUAAAUUUCCAAUUGAUCACUGCAUUCAUUUUGCUAUUUUUCUGCUUAUUGUGAUCAAACACAUUCGUCAAACUCGUCGACGGCUAAACGACGAUUGAUCGUGAAAGCGAUCGAUUUUUCAGAAAAGUCUCAGAAGUCACAUUUGUGAUGCCGUCGAUGUUUGUCAACACAAAAGGCCAGCUUAACCUGUUUUAACCUUAGUUGAUCGAUGAUGUCAAUACGACAAUGUUUUGUAUUACAACACACCAUUGAUUAAUCAAUUCUUUGAUUAAUUAAUUAACGUUUCUCGAUUUCCGCCACCACUACGACACACGAAUAAUACAGUAUGUUGCCCGUUCUUAGUACAAUUUAGAAGUAAAUGUUACACGAUACAAGGCUGCUUGCAACUAUCUAAUUUAAUACAAUAUAUAUUGAAAAGGUCAGCGGCAUGUUUCGAGAUACUCAAAAAAUCGUCGUGGAAGACGGGAGUGCCCCGUCGGCAUCGUAUGUUAUAAACAUUCGAAUGGAAGAUAUGUUGGAAAAAUUGAAGUUGUUGAAUUACGACGAGGAAUUUGUCCAAGAACUGAAAAUAAAGCCGAUCAAUAGGCAUCAUUUUGUAAUUCCAACAAAUCCUGGUGAACAAUUUUACACGUUUACUUGUCUGGCUGCAUGGCUGAUUAGAAAAGCAGGAAAAAACUUUGAAAUACCACAAGAAUCAGAUGAUCCUAAUUCCACAAUAGCCCUGAUCUUAGAUUAUCUCAGAGAAAUCGAUAUACCCGUGGAAUUCCCACCUAAUAAACUCAAGCAGGGCAGUGGAGAACACGCUGUUUAUGUUUUGGAUAAUUUGGCUGAUAACGCUUUGAAGGUCGCACAAUUCAAAUGGAAAAGGAUAAAUAUUCCACCCGAUGAACCUACACCGGAACCAGAUAUCGAGGAUGACGAUGCAGAAUUAAUCUUAGAGAAAGUGGAGGAGGAAAUGAUGGCCGAGUAUGAUGACGACGAUCAAGAUAUCUUACAUAUAGACGAUAUUACAAAAAUUUACGGACAAAAUAUUAGCGAGACGCAAAAAUUAGACAGCAUUUUAGAAUCUAAAACUAAUAGGGAAGAGUGGCAAUUAGAAUUAGAAAAAGUUCUACCUCGUUUGAAAGUGACUGUUAAGACAGAUUCAAGAGAUUGGAGAGCGCAUCUCGAGCAGAUGAAACAAUUGCGUAUGAAUAUCGCAACUAAUCUGAGCGGUACAAAGGCCCACUUGAACAAAAUUUACACCGAUAUCGGGAGUACUUUAGACAAGAUUAAGACUAGGGAAACUUAUCUUAACAAGCAACUCGAACCGUCUUUAACAGACUAUCGCUCAUUGCAAGAAGAAUUAUCGAAAGUCAAAGAACAAUAUAGAGACGUUAGUGGUGGUGUUACCGAACGAACGCGUGUUCUUAAUAAAUUAGUGGAGGAGUUGGAACAUGUGAAGAGAGAAAUGGAUGAGAGAGGCUCCAGCAUGACUGAUGGAACGCCGCUUAUUAAUAUAAAGAAAAUGAUCACGAGGAUGAAGAAUGAAAUCUCCGAGAUGAAUAUUCGAAUCGGCGUGUUGGAGUACAGCUUGAUGUGCGCGAGAGUACGGGAUCGAACACAGUUACGAGAGGAUAUGAACAGCACGAGUACCUCAGUAAUAAUUUAACGCACGUCGUACAUCUUUAUUAUUUAUGUUUGUAUAUUUCAAUCUGUCCGACGUGUGAUGUUACGUAGUCUAGUCUUGAUUACAUAUUAGGUCUGCUUUUUGUGAUUAGAUUAGUAUACACUUUUGAAACUUAAAGUAUAUGUUUGAUAUUUGACGAAAGCGAGAAAGAGAGUUCAAGUAUAGUCCAGUUCCUUUUUAAAGGAAUAAAAAAACAGACCUAUUAUAUGUGCGUCAUUACGGGUCCAAUUACUCUGCCUCUAAAGAAGUUGCGAUAACGCAACUACGUAGAACUGAAAAAAAUCGCACCGCAGUGUGCACCUCUCAUAAAUGUGUGAAAUUUCUGAUUAUGCAAUUUAUACGUUUGUACUUAGCUCAUAAUUGUCAAUCAACA